Messenger RNA from Adelges cooleyi (spruce gall adelgid), 3664 nucleotides. Its product is annotated as leucine-rich repeat-containing protein 24-like. Gene Ontology annotation, molecular function: protein binding. Bases 553 to 2469 code for a protein of 638 amino acids. The transcript is spliced from 4 exons. The record is from RefSeq and is a predicted model, not a curated record. Lineage: Eukaryota; Metazoa; Arthropoda; Insecta; Hemiptera; Adelgidae.
GUCCGUGUCAGUCACUGCAAAUCGGUUUGUCGCCACCUUAGCCUUCGCCGCCGCCGCCGUUGAAUUACGUCUAACGUCCGUCGACUGGUAAACGUUUAAACGGUAAACGACCGUUGUUCGAGAUUGGCCGAUUUCACGGUAUCAGUGUGCACAAACGGUUCGGUUUUUUAAUCGCCCAGACGGUCAAGUACUUUAUUAUUUUUUUUUUUCAAUUAUUUCAAGUGAUAUUAUUGCAAUAUCCUAUCGUCGGCCGCAGCGCGAAGUAAAUGGAUUAAAUAACAAACGACUCGGAUUUCACCUGAACGUGGAACAACUAGAAACUGUCAUUGGAAGUGCUUUAAGCCCAAGCUGAAGAGUCCUUAACUCUGGUGUACCGGACUCGAUGUUUGCGCAUUUGUGUGCCAGACAAAUACUCAACCAAAUAAAGUGUUCAUCCGACUACCGAACAUUUUCUUCAAGCGUAUUCUACCUUUACUCCUCUAUAAGAAGUGUUGAUAGAAGAGCUCCAUGUGGAAGCACGUACUGACUAUAAGAUGACCAAAUGCACGGACAAUGCCUGGUAUCCGGCCUAUGCAGCUGAUCAUGAUGGUGAUGGUGAGUUAUGGUGCUACGUUCGCCGACUGGACGGACUGUCCAGCUCCUUGCCAGUGUAAGUGGAGCUCUGGCAAGAAGACUGCACUCUGCAAAGAUGUAGGAUUCACCGAAAUACCAUCGGUGUUAAACGCUGAUAUGCAAGUACUAGAUCUGAGCUCGAAUAGCAUUCGUCAUCUGCCAGAAGAUUCGUUUAAAUCGGUCGGCUUGCUAAAUUUGCAACGCAUUUUCUUGCGUGGUUGUGGCAUACGAAACGUGCACAAGGAUGCUUUUCGAGAACUAAAAAUACUCAUAGAGCUCGAUCUCAGUGAUAAUCUAAUAGGAUCAAUCCACCAAGAAACUUUCCACGGCAACGAACGACUGCGUGUGUUGUACUUAAACGGCAACCCGUUGGCUGAACUAAAAGAAGCUCAGUUCCCGGUGUUGCAGCAUCUCCGAACUAUCGAGUUGCAACAUUGCCAAAUCAAGCGGAUUCAUCGAGAUGCAUUUCUACAUUUAUCUUCGUUGGAAACGCUCAAUCUCAAUGGAAAUCUUUUGAAACAACUUUCAGAAACCGUGUUCUUACCCAUAUCUAAACUGAAAACUCUUUCCUUGGACGGGAACCCGUGGGUAUGUGACUGUCAACUGAGGAGUUUCCGAAAUUGGUUCGUGUCCUCUAACCUUUACUCACAUCCGCUAACAUGCAUUGAGCCACCUGCUUUGUCGAGCACUCGAUGGGAAAAUAUCGAGCCCCAAGAAUUCGCGUGUCCACCAGCUGUGAAGAUAAAUAGAAACAACGUGCUGGAAGAAAAUGGCAACAACGUGACUUUUGUCUGUGAAAUAACCGGGGAUCCCGAACCUGAAGUGAGUUGGUACUUCAAUGGACACCACAUAGAAAACUUCACCGACAGGAUAGACGAAAACCGAACGUUGCUUGAAAUAGGCCGUAUUUGGAGCGUGCUAAGCGUGUCUAACGUGUCAGAGAAUGUGGCGGGUGACUACACGUGUGAAGCCAGAAAUUCUCGCGGUCAAAUGUCGACGAAUGUGUCUUUGGUGUUACCUGAAGUAGCUGUAGCAACAACUCUAAGCAAAUCUAAAUCCGUAUACCUAGUUGUGGUGUGUGUCGCGGUUAGUGUCACGGCCUUGCUGUUUACGGUCGGCUUGGCUUGCUGCAUUUGCCACGUAAGAAAAGUAAGCCGCAGCGGCGGGCGCCGAGUCGGCAAGCCAAAUUUCAAAGGGAGUGCCAGCUUCAGCGACGCCGACAAACGUUUAUUGGAUGCCAGCAUAUCCACUACCCAGGCAGGAAGCUGUGAAGUCCUCGGUGGCGGUUCGCCGUCGUGCCAAGACCUCGAACUCAUUGAGCAAUCUUUGCAGAGUAUACCGUUGGCGGCUGUGUGUGACCAACAGCCCGUCCACAUAACUAUCGAGAGCCACGACCCCGGUGUGUCCGUGUACCCGCCACCGCCAGAGUUCUCAACUAGCAUUCUGCCGUCAGUUAGUGGGUUCGGAAAUAUAUUCAUUUCCGUUUCCGUCAGCCAAGAUCCUCAGGAACAAGAAUCUAGAUAUCCCGAUUUGCUGGACUUGAAACACAGGCAAAAACAAAACGUUAGCGUAGGCACCGCUGACCUACAGCAACAUCAAAUGCCCGCCGCUUCUUAUUAUGCGACAAUGCCCAGGAAAAAUCGUUACAAGGAUCCAGACCACUCACAUUAUUAUCACCAUCAUACUAUGAAAUCAGCUGCUACUCCACACUACGAUAAUAUGGGUCCUAGAAUCACGGCUACCGGUAGCUGUACCAACCUGUCGGCAUUGUCGAUCAGUGGUGGAUCCUCCGACGAAAUUCCUCCACCUCCCCCGCCGCCGCUUUGCACUGGUCAUACCGAUUACGUGGCUCUAUAAAAUUGAAUUCUAUUCAAAACCAUACAGUAAAAGGUUGUUUGUAGAACUUGUAUUCCAUUUCCAUAAAAAUAUUUCGUUUACAGUUUUAUGGAAUACUAUGUUGCCGGGUAAAUGACCGGACACCGACUAAGCCUUCUUGUUUAUUAGAUGCUAGUCUUAUAAUAUCAAAAUGCGCUAUGGGAUAAAAAUUUCACAUGGGGUAGGCAAAAUUAUCUCGAAAAAAACUGUAUCGUUUCUGUUACUGACGCAAAGACUCAAAAGCGCCAGUUUUAAUAGUACAUUAUACAUCUUUAAUCACAUAACAUUCAUUUCUUAGAAAACGAAGUUAAAGUGUUAUGAAUAAAAGGGUAUUAAAUGGCGAAAGACACAGUCCAAAAUAAUGAAUAUAUGGUAAAUGGGUUUUCCCAUUUACCCGAGGGAAAUGAAGAAGUACACAUUGUAUUAAAUGGUUCUGUUCUAUUUUUUGCUUUGCGUUGUCAGUAGCCUAAACUCGACAAUCUUUAUAGUUUUUUUUAAAUAAUGACAAUUUGUUUCCAGAUUCUUUAACUAUCAAACAUCUAAUAAUAUUCUACUAUUUUUUUAACAAUAUGAGGUUUUAUAAUUCAUGUAAUUUUUUAACUAUCGCGAAUCAUUUUGAUUGAUACCUACUUAAUUAUUUUAAUUUUAUAUAGUUUACGUAGUACCCAAUUUAUAGAAAAAGAUGAUAUUGACGAUCUAAAAAUAAUAAUAAUUGACAACUAUGAAUGUGUUAAGGCUUUCUUGGAUUUAAAUAUUGUUAGCUUGAUAAUCUUCGAAUGUUUCCAUGUCUGUAAUGAAUCUGCAAUGAGUCCGAAACGUCGUCAACAAAUCAAAGACAUUAGAUACAUCCAAAGAUUACAAAUUAAUGAUUGACACUAGUAAAAUAGUUCGUCUAUAUGUAUGAAGUUUCAAAGUAGUAUUCAUUUUUUUUUUCUGAGUAAUAUGUAAGCCAUAAAAAUUAAGUUAAUCAGUUACCGACGCAAGUAGAUUACCUAUAUUAUUAUUCAUUUUAAAUUUAUAAGCUAAAACGAAUGUUAUAUUUAUCUGUUGUACGAUACUACAAUCAAUUACAUUUUAAUGUAUGAUAUUUAUAUAAUGUACUUAUAAUUACUUUUCUGUAUUCAUUUUUGUAAACCACUUUUCGAAAUUAUUGAUACUACAUCAUUAUUUACUUAUU